ACCAACUUUACUGUAGACGGCUUUUCUGUAUUUUAGGAGCUUCUAAGCGACCAAAGUGACCGUCGGUCCUCACGCCCUGCAGGCUGCACUGCUGGACCAACUUCCCUUCAGUGUUUCACAGCCUGCACAUUAAACAGCUGAUGGCGCAUUCAUGAACUGAAAGCGGCUUCGAGUGUCACUGUGGACACAAAAGGGGAAACUGAACUCGUCACAAAGGAAACUCCCACAGAGUUCUCGGCAGUGUUCACAGGGAGCUGACUGACAAGAAGGAAGAAAUGGCGACGAGCAGACAAAGGAGCAGCAGCGUUCGACGGCCGAGGUAGCGUCCAUCACAUGUGAGAGGGAGAUAAGAGCCGGCGGAUGUGUGGCGACAGACAGGAAGACGGCCGGCUCUGUGGUUUCUACACUAUUUCUAGUGAAUGGACUCAUCCUGCGCUCACACCAACACCGACCUCUCUGUCACCAGCAGACCUCCUGAUGCUGUCAACAGUCGCCAUCAUACCAGCAACGAUGCGGCGCUUCUGGGUUCUUCUGCUUUGGUCAGCGCUGCCUAAUGCGGUUCUGUUCUCCGGUCCAGAGUUCUGUCCCAUCAACGACAGCAGCGGCUCGCAGAGCAUGUCUCCGGCGCUGGAGUCCGUACGAUGCCACAACGACUACGAGUCCCACGUCCUCUGCAGGUGGAGGAAGCACAAAGACACCACUCUGGAGCUCUGGUUCCAGACGGAGGACGGCAGGGCGCUGUGUGAGCCCGACCAGGCUGCAGGUCCAGCUGAAGGCAGAACCGCCCACUGUAGAUACGAUACGCGGCUGUUUGGCAUCAGCGUCAGUCACACCGUCUUCUUCCUGCAGAACGAGACGCUGAGCGACUGCUCUUCUGUCAGACACACGACUCUGGAUCUUUUCCAGCGCUUGAGAGCUCGCCCGCCGGCCAACCUGUCCACACACCAUGAGCGAGGCGGAGGCCGACGGAUCCUCUGGUCCAGUCCCUACCCGUCCUCCUCCUCCCUGAACACCAACCUCACCUAUCAGCUGAGCUACAGGACACACGGGCAGGACGGCUGGACCACUCGGAGUGUCACCACCACCACUGUGAAGCUGGAGAGGCACCUGCUGCUUCCAGGCCACAGGUAUGAAGCCAGGGCUCGGGCCCGGGCCCAUGUGGGCCAGUGGAGCGCCUGGAGCCCGGUGGUGACCUGGCAGACUGAACACGACUUGGGGCAGCUUCCCACUUUGGACUGUGUGCUGGACGGGGAGCGGGAGGCGGAGUGCAGCUGGGAGGUGAGCCGAGACCUGGCUCACUUCAUCACCUACCAGCUGGCCUGUCGACGAGGCCACACCGCGCCGCCUGAGAGAUGCUGUAAGAGCCCGACCGUCAGCCCCGACCACAGCGGGGCGGUGCUGACAUACAGCUGCUCGCUGGCGGUCGCAGGAACCGAACAUCUGCUGCUGGACCUCCAGCCGACAGUCAACGCCAAGACUUUUAAGGCCCACCAACACAUCCGUCCCAAACCGCCACAGCAGCCAAAGGUCAGAGAGAAAGAAGGCAACUGGGUGGUGGAGUGGACCAAGCCGAGCACAGCUCUACAACUGUCCUACCAGGUCUGUUACUACAGGACACAGGAUCAGGGAUCCUCGGUGCCUCUGAACAUUUCCGAGGGCUCCACGUCCGUGACCAUCCUGGGAACAUCCCUCGAGCCUCUCCAGGCCUACCAGGUCAAGGUCAGGUCCCUGCUCGUCCCCGGAGACGGUUCCCGCUAUGAAGGCGUCCCCUCAGAAUGGACUGAUCCAGUGGACUUCACGUCCAAUCAAGCCACCUGGUCCUCCGCCACCCUCAUCUACGUCUUCAUCAGUGUGCUUGUGGCCGCGGGCUUCCUGGUUCUGUACUGCACCGUUCCUGCCUGUCAGAGGAAGGUGGUUCUGUGGGUGGACUCGGUUCCUUCUCCGGGAAAAAGCAAAAUCCUUUCUGAGAUGAAGUCCACCACCAGCGGGACCCUCAUGCAGAGCGAGAAGACAUCCAUCUGCCAAGUGCAACACCUGGACAGCGUGUCGACCUGCUCCUCGGACGCUUUGCUGUGGCCGACCAAGGUCAAUGAAAGACAGCAUCUGGAUCAGGACGAGAGCUGCUGGAACUGUGACGCUCUGUCCUGCCCCGCCGAGAAGGUCCAGGGCUCGGACACGUCCUCUCUGAGCUUCAGCGGACCGUACAUCUUCUGUCAGUCAUCAGAGAAAAUGUCCAAGCCGGUGAACGCCCAGAGUGACGAAGGAGACAAAGAGACGCCGUCGGAUGUCUCUGCAUCUUCUUCUCCUGUCAACUUCACUGUUUUCGGAGAAGGCUACGUGCGCCUGCCGAGGCCCAACGUCUCCAGAUCCACGCAGGAUCUCGUGUCCCACAGCAACGCCAACACGAGCUGGCACGACGGCACCGAGCAGGACCGACACGGCCCCGUCAGCACACCGUGGCAGGCUGAACCGGACCAGCAGCCCGGCCUCCAGGAGCCCACCGGCAGGGAGCAGCCUCCGGAGUACACCUCAGGAGCCUUCAGCGCCUGGCCUCAGACGGCUGCCGUGCAGGCCUCGGGGUACUGCCACCUGCCCACAGCCUGCGGGACUGCAGCCAAGUGAGCAGAUCAAAGAGGACCUGUCGGCAUUCACAGCACACACAAUCAGCCAUUCUCUAUCCUGAGCUUCCACUUUGUUCCACCGUCCUUAUGCUUCUGCAUCACGUCUCAGUCAUGAGCCUCGGGGAUGGGCUGCACCACGGAGAGGAAAAGCUUCCCGUCUUUUUAAACUCAUUCUAAAUGUGGACCAAAGACCUUUCAUCUCAUGUAAUCCAGCAGCAGUCAUGUGCUACGUUUUUUAGUGAACCUGUGUCUGAUCCGAUUCUUCACCGACUGUUGUGCUGUUUUGUGUUUUUAGCCGCAUCAUUUCCUUCCUGCUCGUGUUGCUCCACCUAUGCACAGCGUUUCACACAGGAAGUCCGUAUCCAACCACAGACUCCUGAGAAUCGUGUUGAAAUCUAGUCCUUUUUAUGACUUCCUCAAACUCACUGCCGUGGAAAGAAGCUGGAUUAUGUCAACGGCACUUCACUGGAAAGGUCUGCGUUUGUGCUGACGCUCGUGUUGUCAUGCUCGUGUGCAUGUUUGCACGAGGACGUGUGAGCUGAUGCCCUGUUGUGAAUGUCCUCGUGUGUGUGUGUUAUCUACAUUGUGAUGCAGUGAAACGGUUGCAUGAACCUCUAAACCCCACGAGGUUUCUGGGUGUCUGGUGCUCCUGUCACAUCGAACUGGGCUGAUAGUGUCUGAAUGGUGCGACUGAAGAGGACUCAGAAAUGUCUUCUGUGCAAUCUGACGGAGUUAUGAUGCCGCACAUCAGACAAUAUGGAGACAAAAAACAAAAAACAUUGAAUGUCUGUGACUGUUUAAUUAACAAACUGUGAAAAAUGAAUGAAUGAAUGAAUGAAUGAAUGAAUGAAUGAAUGCCCUUUAUUGUCGUUCUGCAGCGUACAGCGAGAUCAGAGAGCUUCUCCUCUUUUCAGUGCAAGUAAAAAACAAAAAAAACAAAAUAAAGUGCAAAAUUGCUCAGUUAACUACAAAGAUAAAAAAAAGGAUAAAUAUACAAAAAGAAACCAAAGAUUUAAGACGUAUUGCACGAGAUGAUGGUUACCUGUCCAGGUGAACCUGCCUUCACCCUGAGUCAGCUGGGAUAGACUCCGCCCCCCUGCGACCCCAGUGAGGGUUAAGGUGUAGAGAUGAUGGAUGUAUAUUUACAUACAGAUGAUGGAUAUCUACAUCGUGCACAUGGUGGAGGAGUCUUGCUGAGGCAGAGAGGAUGUUUUACAUGUGACAGUUCAUGAUGGUGGCGGCUCUCAGACAGAAACUGUUCCUCAGUCUGUUGGUCUUUGCUUUGGAGCCUCUGUAGCGCCUCCCAGAGGGCAGCAGCUCAACCAGCUGAGAACCAGGGUGUGAACUGUCCUUGGUGAUGCUGCGAGCUCUGCUGAGGUACCGGGUGGUGUAACCGUCUGUCAGGGAGGGAGAGGGCCUCCGACUGUCCUCUGAAGCCUCGGUGCAGCUCCAGGUGGAGGCGCAGGACGUCAGCAGGCUCUCCAUGGCCCAGCGAUAGAAGGCCAGCAGCAGCUUCCUGUCCAGCUUGUUCUUCCUGAGGACUCUCAGGAAGUGCAGAUGCUGCUGGGCCUUCUUCAUGGCAGCUGAGGUAUUGUCUGACCAAGAGAGGUCAUCAGAGAUCUGGACUCCCAGGAACCUGAAGGUGUAGACUCUCUCCACACACUCGCUGUUGAUGUAGAGGGGGGGCGGGUCGGUUCUGUUCCUCCUGAAGUCCACGAUGAUCUCCUUGGUCUUCGCCGUGCUCAGUGCCAGGUUGUGGUCUGAGCACCAGGUCGAGAGCUUCUGGACCUCCUCUCUGUAAGCGGACUCAUCUCCCCUCGAGACCAGUCCGACCACCGUGGUGUCGUCAGCGAAUGUGAUGAUGAUGUUGUGUUUGUGGGCUGGACUAGAUGCAGAGACGGUACAGGAGGGGCUCAGCAGCAGCCCUGUGGUGACCCGGUGCUCAGCGUGCGGCUGGAGGACAGGUGGAGGCCACGCCUCACAGUCUGGGGUCUGUUGGUCCAGAAGUCCUUUGUCCAGGUGCAGGUGAGAGGGGGAGGCCCAGGGAGUCCAGUCUGGUGAUCAGAAUGUUCUGGAUGAUGGGGUUAAAGGCCGAGCUGUAGUCCACAAACAGCAUCCUGGCACAGCGCUGCUGCUGGUCCAGCUGGGGGGGAGACAGUCCUUGAUGUGCUGGAGAACCUUCAUACGAACCGGUGUGAGGGCAACAGGGCGGUACUCACUAAGGCUGGUGGGGGGGACUUUUUUGGGAUUAUUGUGUCAGAUGUCAGGCAGGUGGGAGACUGCUUGGGCCUCAGACAGGUGGAAGAUCCUGCCUUCUAGCUGUGAGGCGCUAACGGUGCUAACCACCGAGACACCUGCAGCCGCCAGAGUUACCAAUAUCAUAGAAAUAAUUGCUCCACAUGCUGAGAUAUUUAAUGAUUUAGGUUUUUGUGUUUUCUUCACUGCUGUGCACAUGGACUCCAGAGAGACGCCUCAGUGAGCUCAAUGCAUCCUUCAUUCCUCUGGAUGGCUUUUUAAAGCCACGCUGCAUUCAUUACAUUGAUCAGUUCCCUCCUAAUCCCACUAAUGAUUUCCCUUCUUGUCUCGUCUCCUUUGCAUAAACACAGCCUGCAGCUCAUCCAGACAGGCUGCAGACAUUUUGUUUAUCACAGGAUCUGGAGCGAAUGCUUUGUGUUGGUGAAUUAUUAAAUGAGAUACUGUGGACAGGCAGUGAUUCUGAUAAACAAAAUGUCAAAGCUUCUCACAGUUUAUUUAUUUUUUAGCUCCAUAGAUGUUCCCUGUUUAUGUUCAAUGAGUGAAAAGGACAGGAUUUGUUAUGUGCAGGCUGUGAGUGUGAAGAUAUAUAUCCAUGAGGCACCAUUUAUUGCUGCGUGUCUUUACUGUUAAUGAGCUGUUUCUGGAUCUGAUUCUGAUUCUUUUAGUUGUUUUAUCCUCCAGCUGUGUGAUAACGUUGUUCUUCCUUCACAUUAAAACUGUAAGUUUAAAAGAAUAAAAAGCUUUUGUGAUGAUGGAAGAGCGGCUUGUUUGUUUGUUUGUUUGUUUGUUUGUGUUCUAAGUUGGACUGAUGCAGCUGCUGCCCGUCCUGCUGACUCCUACCAGUGAUGAUAAAACACAAACACCUGUUCCCAUGAUGCACCGCUUUUAUUUGGGUUGUACUGUUGAUUUUAGUCGUGAUAAUAAUAAUAAACAACAUGUCUUCA
Stegastes partitus (bicolor damselfish) is the source of this 5821-nucleotide messenger RNA. It is a transcript of the gene csf2rb, whose product is annotated as colony stimulating factor 2 receptor subunit beta. Gene Ontology annotation, biological process: cytokine-mediated signaling pathway. Lineage: Eukaryota; Metazoa; Chordata; Actinopteri; Pomacentridae. Gene Ontology annotation, cellular component: external side of plasma membrane. The coding region runs from base 361 to 2622 and encodes 753 amino acids. The transcript has 15 exons. Gene Ontology annotation, molecular function: cytokine receptor activity; protein binding. The record is from RefSeq and is a predicted model, not a curated record.